AUGCUGGUCGAGUGGAUGAGGAUGGACAUACGUGAUCCUAGGACAAUCAACCCUACUCGAGAAUGUUGCGUGUUGGGGCUACCAGAUAAAGAUUAUGGGGAACCUGUUACUGCUAUAGUUGUAGCGGAGAGUGGAGCUAAGAGGAAAAGAGAAGAAAAGUCAAAACCUGUGAUGACCGUAGAAGAACUCUGCAGUUGGGCUAAAGACAAGCUAGCUCCUUACAAGCUACCGACACGUUUGCUAAUAAGGGAGAGCUUGCCCUGCAAUGCCAUGGGAAAGGUGAACAAGAAAGAGCUAAAGAAAUCUCUGGAUCAUCAAGAGUAG
Molecule: messenger RNA, 324 nt
Organism: Eruca vesicaria subsp. sativa (arugula)
Lineage: Eukaryota; Viridiplantae; Streptophyta; Magnoliopsida; Brassicales; Brassicaceae
Source: the annotation of a GenBank genome assembly